Molecule: messenger RNA, 3414 nt
Organism: Aaosphaeria arxii CBS 175.79
Lineage: Eukaryota; Fungi; Ascomycota; Dothideomycetes; Pleosporales
Exons: 3
Coding region: 174-3233 (1019 amino acids)
Biological process (GO): nucleolar large rRNA transcription by RNA polymerase I
Cellular component (GO): RNA polymerase I core factor complex
Molecular function (GO): RNA polymerase I transcription regulatory region sequence-specific DNA binding; RNA polymerase I general transcription initiation factor binding
Source: RefSeq, a predicted model, not a curated record
CGGGAAAAAAAGUUACACGGCCUUCACCUCUAUCGUCGCGCGUACGCGUCUCGCGCCCUCCUCCUAUACAAUAAAGUUGGAUUCAGUAUUUUGUAUUCUUACGUUCCGCCGAUCAAUUAUGCCAUUACUCUUGGUCCCUCUACUCGGCAGACGAACACCUCUUUUGAACCCAAAUGGCUAACUCGCCGUUCAAUCUGAACUAUGGCCACCCGGGACAGCCGUUGUACGAUUUGGAAACCAGCUCGUGGGGGUUUGAAAGGACACCUGGACAGAAUGGACGCUUACGACAAUUGGGCUCCUUCAAGCUUGUAGUACCGUCGUCCACUGAAGCCGAUCACAGCACUGCAGGAGGACCAUGUGGAAAAACCAACCAAGAAGUGCAGCAGUCGACCAAAACCCUCAGCCGCGCCUGUCCAGAAAUCGCACCUGCAAUCGACAUCCUACCCAACCUCGCGCAGGUCUCCGCGGCCAUAUCCUCGACGACCGAAGUCUACGACCCGGCGAUUGGCCCGCUACUCUCUUUUGGCACGUUCACGGGCGGCGGGCGGUACAUGUACCCGCGCCGCAUCGCCGCGAUACCGACUGGAGACUCGGGCAGCGUUCUCUGCCUGUUGGCUGUCACAAAGGAGAGACUUGGAUGGGGCGCCGACAGGAGCUUUUGGAUCGAAGGGCCCUCUCUAGCCAACUGCGAAUGUGGAUAUUGGGCCGAUGAUGCGGCGCCGAUACAGCAGAUAUGCUUCUCGCAGGCCGAGAAUAGGUCGUCUUUUCUGGCUGUGCGAUACCCUACGAGGACUGUCAUUUUUCGACCCUGGCAGAACAAUGUCACGGCGUUUCGGUCGCAGUUCCAUAGACUCCCUCCUUCGCGACUGGAUGCGCAUCGGAUAUUGGCUUUGUCGAUUGAGCAGACGGGGGGAGCGCCCCAUGCGGAUGUGACGUUUAAUUUUGAAUAUCAGCGCCAGUUUGGAGUUGUUGAUCAGAAGGGGUUUUGGAGCGUUUGGGAUAUCGAUGCUGGAUACCGGGAGAGCGAAUAUAAGAUGUCGUGCACAGUGACGGGAUCUCUGGAUGCCACACCCGGGGAAUUUGCCACAGAGUCUGGACCUGGGCUACAAGCUGAUGGAUGGGGGAGAAUAUUAUGGAUCGGGAACGUGAAUACCGUUGUUGUUUGCAACCGAAGGGUGAUGCGAAUCUUCGACAUUCGAGGUGGACAGACGAACUUGCUGCAGUGCCCCUCGCCUAUAUUGGCAAAAUCACCGGAUUGGAUUUUGGAUGUACAGAAGCAUCCGGCGCAUAAAGGUCACCUAUUUGUGAUCACAUCCAGGCAAUUGCUCGUCAUGGCGGUGAAUCCUCCGACCGAUGUUCCCGAAUACAGCAACCCUGUGAAAGGAGGUCGCACAUUGGUGUCUUCUUUUCAUUAUCGGGGGACGGAUGAUAUCACGCUUCAGAUUUAUCUUCAUGCGAGUUCGGAAUCAGAAACGCUUGUAUUCGUACACUCACGUUUGAAUCCUUUGAUCACGAUCUUUAGAUUCCAAUUCCACGAUCAACGUGGCGGACUCCCCUAUUCUUGCUCAGAUCCACUGCAAUUGGACCUCGACCGGACUCUUUUCGGGUCCGUGGAAAAGCCCCUUCACAUCGUCAACCUCCAACUAGACGCUUUAGAGUACGGGGAGGAUGAUAAUGUCCGUGGUACAGGACUCGGCCCUGGCUACUCCCACUCAGGCGUUCGCUUCUAUCGUCUUGCCAUAAUGCUCUCGGAUUUUAGUAUUCUUCAGUCACUACUUGUGUACGAGCCUGGCAGAUCUCCCCAACAUGCCCGGAUGAGUGUAGAUCUACCAGGCUGGACUAGAAUCACCCGCCCGCAUCUUGCUGUAGGUCGAUCGCCUACUAAUGUCGACCACAGUGAAUUCAUCGUUGCUGUUGGGUUGGGCCCCACAUCGAAACCACAGUUGCUUCUGUCGCAUCCGCAGAGGCGUUCUACUAGUACGAAUAUCGACAUGGCCUCGAACGUUCAGUACUGGACGAAUACCCGGGAAGUAGACAAUCGGCUGAUAUACCAGACUUUGGUGAAAUCGGCAGCUCGAACGGAAGACUCAAACACGGAAUCCGAGAGUGUCACGAGUAUCAUUCAAGAGGUCAGCUCUAUCUUGGAUGAACAGCUUGUACAGGAAGAAGUACCCACAGAGACAUUAUUUGAACUUUCUACAACAUCUGAGAUCGGAGUUGAGGACGUCGAUGAAGCAUCUGUACAAUUGCAAAGGCUCCUGGAUGAUACGGAGCGAGAUCUUCCUCACCACCUAGAGCGGAUUUCGCUCGAUAGCAUCCUUCGUAUUGGUGGCGAGGAUGACGAGAGAGCCACCAUUUCCUCUCUCUAUGACACCAUCCUCGCUCAUUGGAUUGGUUCACUCCCAGCACAUGUCUCUAUACCCGUCCGACAGGCAAAAGAGCAAUUGGCCCGUCGCAUAUCUGCUGAAGUCAUACUCGCGAGUAUCCGAAUACGUAUGGAUAAUAGCACAGGUCCCCCUGGUACGCAAGCAGAACAAGAGCCGACUGUGCAUCUGCCAAUCUUACCAUCGCGCAAAGGCAUGGACCAGCCGAACGUUGGAAUGAAUUCAUUCUCGCAGCCUCAGCCCCAAACAACCUUUUCGUGGUCACAGCCUGCGGCUCAACAGGGUCUAACGGCUUCUCAGCCUCUCCCAUCUCUAGCUCCAACAGGUGUGACCGCAACUACUGCAGAGCCCUUACCGGUCAGCCCUUUCACAAGGCUAGGCCAACAUCUCCAAUUCGACAAACUACAACCCGUGACGCCCCCUGGCAUCCGCGAUGUCUUGACACAAUGGACGCCCGGCGCGGACCCCAGAGCAUACCAAUGGGACGGCAAGAUCCUCGGCGCCGAAGACGAUUAUGACGACGAAGACGACGACGAGGAAUCGCGACUUCGCAACCUCAAAGCCCGACGAAAGAAAGAAGAGCAGCUCCGCAAAAGACAGCGACGCGAAUUGGAGAAGGAGCAGAGGAAAGCAGAGAGUCAGCCUCUCAUCGGAAUGGAUCGGGGCGGCGUUCGAAGCUCGCCGGCGCCGCCUAUGUUUGGCCUGGGCAUGAGCAGCCAGGUGAUGCCGCAAUUUCCAAGCAGUAGUCAGAUUCCUAUCGUGCAGAGUCAGAUGGAGCCUGGGAGGCACGGGGGUCGGCCGUUGAUGUCGAAGAAGAAGGCGAAGGAUAAGAGGAAGAGCGGGUUUUAGUGUACUCCUGCAGGCAUAGCAAUCCUGUUAAUGAUGAUCAUGACUUUGGUAUUUGGAAUACAAGUAUUAGAUGACAAAAAUUUCGAAAUGAAUGAUAGAGCACUGCUGUCCACUUGCUGACGCUGACUUCACGAUCUACGAAUCCUUCUUACACUCGCAGUUUUAUCAUCGUGGUCCAUCA